UCGGAGAAGCCCGCAGCUUCCAUGGACCCCCGCGUGGAGGCCAUAGUGGCUCUGAUCGAGCUCGUGCGCAGACUGGGCGUGGGCCACGGCCCCACGAAGGGAGAGCGGGACGACCUCCUGGGGGGAGGCGGGGACCUGCGGGGCAAGACGCCCGAUUGCAAGGCCCCGGGGGACCACGCCGGGAGGCCGGCGCCCCGCGCCAGGGCCCCCGCGGCCGGCGGCUCCCUGCUAGUCCGAGACCUCGGCGCCCCCGACGGCGCCGCCCGGGUCCAGGAAGCGGCGCUCCGCCUGCAGAGCCUCCCGAGCCGCGACCCCCGCCGCGCCGAGUGGGAGCCUCCGCGGGGGGGGGCCCGCACGGCCCCGGCCGGCGCCCCCUCGCUCCGCGACCACAUCGAAAAGCUGGUGAAGAACCAGUGCGCCCUGCACGAGUCCCAGAAGUCCCUGCAGCUGGCCAUCAGGGACCUGUCCGGCAAGGUGGACGUGCUGGCCAGGACGAUCCCGUGCGCGCUGGAUUCCAUCACCAGCACCCAGACCAACUUGGGCAAGAACCUGAGCUACCUCGGGAGGCAGCUGUCCUCCAUGGAGUCCGCCCUGGAUCGCUUCCAGGCCAGGACGGGCCCCGCGGGCAAGCCCGAGGCCGCGGCCCCAGCGCCGGACCGGGCCGACCUCUACCCCCUUCGGGAGGGCGCCGGCGGCGGCUUUAUCUUUGAUUAACGCAUUAAAGUUUUAACUUACAAAGGAUCCCUGGGAGGGACUUGGAGGGACUUCCUGCCAAGCCCGGCCAGCUCUGGGGGGCGGGGAGGGAGGGCGAAGGGUCCCUCCUCAUCUCGGUCCCCCUGCUCUGCAGCUUGUCUCCUGGCGCCCCGGGGCAGCCGCACCGUGCUCUCCCACAUGUCCGAGAUGGCUGGAUGUGGGGGGCUGGGGGGGGGUCGGCGCCCCGGGGUGCAAGAUCCAAGUAUCGUUGUCCCGAAAGGAGAAAAUAAAUGAUUGGGACGGGCUUGUUGGGGCUGGGGAGGGGCUCAGCCUGGUCCCUUCUCUUAUCUAAAAGCAGAAACUCUUCCACCAUUAGCCUAGUGCCUCGGGGGCCUUUCUGCGGGUCCUUCAGGCCUGGGUCUCUUAUAACUGAGAAGAGGGCACGCCCCCAGUGUGGCAACGCGCGCAAGACAGACAUGCGCACACACGUGCACUUCCGGCCCCAAAACACGUGGUAAAUAUCAAUAUGUAUGUAGUGUGGCUGCCCUCCAGGCCAGGCUACCUCGUGCACUUUGCUCUUUGACCUCCCUGGAGCAGUGGAGAAGAGGCGGUACCCUUCCCACUACGGCGGCUGCGAGCUUUUGGUGGGUAAAGCGGGUGUGAAUACACCUACGUCUGCAUCUGCGGUUGCCGCUUGAGUUGUGAUGUGUUUCCAAACGCAGGUCCCUGAGGAGGGAUCUGAAAAGGUUUCCAACCUUAAAGGGAGCCCGAGGAGUUCCAACACUAGAAAUCCUGGUUCCCUCAGUCAGAAGUAUUCUGUCAACUCUCCCAGUGCUUCUCCGAGACCCCCCCUGAGAGGGAGGAAAAGUGUCAGCAUCGUCUGGCUUCGAAGACACAGACCUAGAGAGAUUGGUUCAGAGGAAGUUACAGAGCCAGGGCGAAAGGAGAAAUGCUUAUUUAGCAGUCUCAUAAAUGGCUUCAUGUUAUAAGGUUUCGGCCUUCCAGAAGAGUAUAAUAGAGAUAUUACUCCUUAAGACUCUUAUCAAAGCAUGCUUGUGAACCUUUUAGGGUGUUUUGUAGAGAAAAUGUGUAGCCGUAUACCUGAUGAUCUUUGAGUAUUGAGUACCUCGUUUCUCCCCCAAUUUGGGGGGAGACUUUAGAUGUAAGCCAAAACCUAAGCUUUAUUCCUCCAGGUUAGAGGUGUAAAGCAGAACCAAAGAUGAGGAGGAAAAAACCUUACCCUUUAUGAGCCAGGCUCCUCAGUCCACAUUCAAAAGUCCAGAGCUAAAAAGGGCUCCCUUAAAGAGGGAAAGGAAUCCUACAAGAUUCAAUUAAGGAGAGAAUGAAUUCAGAGCACGUGAGAUUGGGGAGUAGCUGUUGUCCAGCUGUAUCUGACUCUUCAUGACACCAUUUGGGGUUUUCUUGGGAGAGAUACUGGAAUGGGUUUGCAAUAUUUCCUCUUUCAUUUUAUAGUUGAGGAAAAUGAGGCAAACAAGUUUUAAGUGAUUCCCCCGGGGUCAUACAAGCCAAUGUCUAAAGACAGAUUUGAACUUCAGAAAAUGUUUUCUUGAUUACAGGUUGGGCACUUCAUCCACUGUGGCAUCUAACUGUCUUGGAGGGGGUGGCUAAAGUAAAGGCAAAAAAAAAUAAACAUUAAACACCUACUAUGUGAAAGGCCCUUUGCUAGAUAGGCACUUUGAACAAGAAAAGGGAAAAAAAACCCCACAACUCAAGGAUCACACAUUCUAAUUUGAAAGAAAGACACUUAGACUGGCAAAAGAUAAGAACCAAUGCUGAAGGAAUUGUGAAGAGAUAAACACACUAGUGCAUUGAGAAUCAAGUUGUGAAUCAUCAUUGCAACCAUCCAUUUUGGAAAAUAUUUUGCAGUUAAUGGAAAUAAAGUGACUAAAGCAUCCAUACCCUUUGAUCCAGAGAUUCCACUCUAAAACAUAUACUCCAAGGAGGUCAUUAAUAAGAAAAACCCAAGUAUUAAUAGCAUUUUUUAUAAUAGCAAAAAAAAUGGAAAUAGAAGAUGCCUGUUGACUGUGGGACAGCUUAAGCAAAUAUAUGUAAUAUGUUAUGCUGUAAGAAAUUAUGACUGUUGAACAAAGCAUGGACCUAUGAGCAGGAGAAGGAAAUGGCAAACUAGUCUCUUUGCCAAGAAGACCUCAGAUAGGGUCAUAGUUACAUAUGGGUGAACGAUAAAAUUAACCCCCUCUUAAAUAGAUGAGGAAAACGGGCCAAAAAUCAACUUGCUCAUGUGCACACAGGUAUUAAAGUUGCACUAUACAGAGUCCAAAUAGAAAAAUUCCCUACAGAGGUUUAUCUGUGAGUCAUCAUCUGAUUACAUGAAAUUUGGGCACAUGAUAGAGCCUCUUAAAUGAAAUCUAUAAUCACUUAAAAGAAAAAUCAAGUGGAUGAAAAAUACUUAGUGUCCAGACUAUGAGAUGCAGUUGAACUGACAAGUCAUAGAGUCAGUCCCCUAGAAUAUUUAUCUUGGACAGACACUGGAGAUGGAAAUUCCUGGAAUUGAGCAAGAAGUUUGGUUACCUUUGGGAAACUUUGUGGUUUUAAUGAAUCUAAGCCUCUCCUUGAAAUGGAUCCAUCUUUUCAUCAAUAUUAUGCUGGUGAUGCUGUAUGACUGUGAGUCAUGUAAUAAAAUCACCGUCUGCAAAGGAUUAAAGUAAAUGGUCACCCAAAGGUCAUCACAGAGUUUCAUGAUGGUUUGAGUAGGCUGCAGUGUAUCACCAAUAAGAAAAAUGCACAUAAUCGCUAUUAAGAAUGUGAUCAGAAAAAGAGGAGGGCUGGUCAUAAAACAAAAAUGAGCAAUAGUGGACAACCUUCAAAAAUUGUUUUACAAGAUGAAUCAAUAUAAGGCAGCAUAGCAUACUGAAUAUAAUUGGACUUGGAGUUGGGAAGUUCUCAUUUAAAUCCCACCUCUGAUACAAAUAGGCCAUGUGAUCUUGAGCAAAUCAUUUAAUUCCUUGAUACCCCCAUUGACUCUUAGACUUUAAAUGCAUAGAAGCUACUUGGCUGCAUCAGUCCGGGGAGUUUUCUCAUGGGGAGUUCUCUACACCAAAAGAAUCACAGGUCUAGUUCUGUUCUAUUCCAUAAAGAGAUUUAGCAAAAGGCCUCCAGCACAUCAAGAAAUCCUAGAAUUUAGUCUAUGAAGACAUGGUUUAAAUUUAUGCCAUGAAGGGGCUGCAAGAUGCACUGUUGGAGGGAAUACUAGUAUUGAUAUGAUGACAGAUUCAUUGAAUCUUGUGGCUAAAAGAUAAAUUUCACUAAAGAAAGUAUUUUGAGGGAUAUACACUCAAGGAAACAAAUGAGUUGAUUUUAAGUAGGGCCCCCCCCCCAAAAAAAGUUUAAAACAAAGCCUCCCAAAGCAGCUUUAGGGAGAUGCCUAUGAGAAAGGCAACAGUCUUGCCAUCUUAAAACAAAGUGUGCUGCCAUAUAUUUAAUAAAUGUAUGUUGAAUUAGAGAUCGCAGGGAACUCUGACCCUUGAAUUUAAAGUCCAAAUCCAUAUGAAGGAUGUGCCAUUCCUUUCCAUAAAAAUGUCAAAGACAAUUUUAUGUCUAUCCAGGUGACAAUUGUGCUCUACUAGUCAUAUCUCUUUAAGAAUUAGGGGGACUUUUCCUUUCCUUGAAGUUCCCUGACCAAAGAAUUUUGAGCUGCUCAGUUAAAAGUUUUAUUCAAUGGAAGAAUGUAGCAGUCAGUACAGCUUGUUCAGAGAUUUCCUAGGGACUGCUAAAUUGGACUAUCUUUGACACUUACUUCCCUGAAUCCUGCUGAUCCUUUCUGGCUUACUCUGCUUAUACCUUUUCUGUCAAAAACGUGAUUUCUACAAUUUAAUCCAUAACCAGAGGGAAUUUAAAAACCUCUUUGUGUCUACUUUGUUGUUUAUUGAGAAAAAAUGAAAGAUAAUCCCCAAAGGGACAUAUGUCUAACCCAGUUAUCCUAGUUACAACACUUUGCAGUUGAAAUGUUUACUGCUUAGAAUUUCCACGUUGUAAGAGGCCUGGUUUUUAAAUUCCUCAAAACUAAAAGAAAUAUUACACCUGUGUGUAAUCCAAAUCUUAAGCAGAGCUUUCCUCCUUGGCUACUCCCGUUUCCUACAAUAGCUUCCUUAAUUUUUGCUUUCCUAUUCCUCUAUGUUCCUGAUCUCUAGCUAGUUCAUUAAAUUUUUCCUGUUUCCUAAUCUACCAGUCCUCUUCUAGCUUCAUCUAACCUCCUGAAAAAAAGAUGAGGUGAAAUCUUUCAAGACAGUGAUAAAAAUCGAGUAAGGCUUCAUCUACUUCAGAGUUUGAGUAGGCCUGAAGCAGGAGCAUUGAUCCAAGGGCAUA
Sarcophilus harrisii (Tasmanian devil) is the source of this 5037-nucleotide messenger RNA. RefSeq lists its product as uncharacterized. Lineage: Eukaryota; Metazoa; Chordata; Mammalia; Dasyuromorphia; Dasyuridae. The transcript has a single exon. The record is from RefSeq and is a predicted model, not a curated record. Bases 22 to 714 code for a protein of 230 amino acids.